CUCCAACCAGACUGAUUUGUAGGGUAAAGAACAGGAUCUCAACCUCUCAAUUUUAACUGACGCGUUCUAGGGUUCGAUUUUUAUGGCGAACAAAAAGAUUAAUUACACUCUCUUUCUUCUAUCUUUUUUACUGUCCAUAGUUAUCUUUGAUUAGGUACAUUUAAUUAUUAUGUACCAUAACCAUAUAUUCAUAGAAUAUUGUUUUGUUAGAAAAAAAAAACUCGAUUCAUGGAAUAUUGUUACAAAAAAAGUAAAUAUGAUUGUUAGUUGGGAUCCUACAGAAUCCUGAAUGAAGCAGGACGCAGCUCUAAGUGCAGAAGAUACAUUUUUGUUUCUAUGUAUGUAUAUGUUCAUCAAUUCCCUUCCUAAUCUAUCAUCAUAUAUUUGCGCGUGCCCCUUUGGAGCGGGAGUCCAUUGAAAGCCUAAAUAAAGUUUGGGCCAGGUCAAUAGAGUUCUAAGCCCGACUUUUCCGCAUCCAAUCUAACUUGGCCCAUUAACAUUGCGGAUCAACCCCGACCCGGCUCAUCUCGGCCUUUCCCCAUUUUCAACCCCCUCCUUCAUUAAUCAUUAUCCCCUGCGCCGCGGGAAAACUCACCACCGCGCCAAGCCAAUUUUCGCGCUAAAGAAACUGAGAAGCGGAGGAUCUGUCGAUUGGGUUGAAGUUAGCUCAAGUCCAGCCGGCGUCCACAAGCUGCUAAAUCCCCUUCCAAUUGCAGCUCGGACAGGUUGGGCAAUUUACCCCGCGCACAGAGACUACAUGCGCUCAAGUGAGUUCUUCUACUUGUCAAAUCUUCAACUUCGUUCAUUUAUUUGAAAUUGCGGCGUGAUUUUCUCUUUAUCGGCAAUCCUUGUAUUGUAUGACUGAAUGAAUGAAUGGGUUUCAAGAAUUUGUGGGAAAUUUGGAAGAUACCUCUGCAAUUUAACAGUUCCUAGCUAGCUAGCUAGCAUGCAAGAGUACCAAGUUAUAGCUUGCUAGCUAGCAAUGACUUGACUCUAAUUGCAAGUAAAACAAAGAGAAGGAAGUGUAGAGGCUGGUUAAAGUGGUGCUACUUGCUUAAUUACUUGGUCGGAAGAAUGCAAAGAGUUUAGGUCUAUGAUCCACUGCGUCUGAUUGUGUUUUUAACUCAAAACUGAGAGAAGAAAGAACACUCGAAUAGCUAAUCCAUAUAAAGAUUCAUCAUCUAAACUAACGAAGCUAAUGUGUAUAGCAGCUGGGAUGAAGGCUUUACUAGAAUAGUAACAAGGGAAUCAUCAUACAUGCGUGUAUGAGCGCACCAACACAACACUGUAUAUUUGAACCGUAAAUUAGCUGGCCACCUAAUGUAAUGCCACACAACUUUCAACUUCUACUUAACAUUUCACAGAGAUGACAGAUGACUGGAAAGUGGAAACGCACCAUUUUAGAGAGAAAAAAGCUAAUAAUGAUCACUUUCAGCCUUAAGAACUCCUUUCUAUAAGAAGCUUACUUAGGCUGCUAGCAGCCUCCACUUCUUCCACACAUAUUCCACUGCAUCUGCAUCAUCAGCAUCAUCAUCAUUAAGUCGAGAAUUUAAGAGUUCUGAAUUGAAUAAGAAGUUACAAGAAACCAGAACUAUUAGAGCCGUAUAUACAGAAGCUCGGUGAUAACGACUGCUGGAUUUCCCUGCAUGCUAAUUAUGUUUUCUUUACUGGUUUAUCUGCAGCCUUUGCUGCGUUUACUUUCCUUGAGUAAUAAAUUUGGCCCACCAUUAUUAAAUAAACUGUUAUAAUGUCUCUAGUCAUUUAGCGUAACUGCUUUUUCCCCUGACCUGCCUAAGGUUUCGCAUCGCUCCAUCUGCUUCAUGAUUUCUUUGUGUGCCAGGCGAGUUGUACACCAGAAAUGGAUUGCUCUUCUACUGGACAAGGCAUUUCACCUGAAACUCUCGCUUACAUGGAGCUUGCACUGGAUCAGGCAAAAGAAGCACUGGAUUCGCUUGAAGUGCCAGUUGGUUGUGUGAUUGUUAAAGAUGGGAGAGUUGUUGCAUCUGGAAGAAAUAGAACAUCAGAGACUAGAAAUGCUACGAGACAUGCAGAGAUGGAAGCAAUCGACUUUCUUCUUGAGAGGUGGCAAAAGAAUGGACUAUCGAAACUGGAAGUCGCAGAGAAGUUUUCAAAAUGCAAUCUUUACGUCACUUGCGAACCUUGUAUUAUGUGUGCUGCAGCUCUCUCGAUCCUUGGUAUGAAGGAAGUAUAUUAUGGAUGUGCCAAUGACAAAUUUGGAGGGUGUGGAUCAGUAUUGUCGUUGCAUUCAGUCAACCCACAAUCACUUACAAGUGGGGAAGUUAGACAAGAAGGAAAAGGUUUCAAAUGUAGCGGGGGAAUAAUGGCAUCAGAAGCAGUCGCUCUUUUCCGGAGUUUCUACGAGCAAGGAAACCCUAAUGCUCCAAAGCCUCACAGGCCGGUUGUUCGACGAGCAACUAGUUAGCUUUGGUCUCCUGGAGCAGCAGCAGCUUUUUUUGGUGGAAAAGACCCCAAUGGUUUCUGGGUUUUGACGAUGACGGUGAAAUUUGGAGGAAGGUGAGUUCGUAUGAUGAUGGUGUUGUCGUUUGUGGUGGCGGUCAAUCUCUUUAAUGGCUUCUGGGUUUUGAUGGCGAUGGUGAAAUUGGGGUAGGGGCGAGUUCGGACGAUGAUGUCGUAUUAAACUUUGUCAAGCAAUGAAUCACAUUUUAAUGGAGAAAAGAAUUUCCAUCUAUACAAAAUUUAGAUGUUGGCACGACGAACAAUGGCUUGGACUAGUGUUAAUAUCACUAGUCUAGAACUUGGAGGUUGUAAGUUCGAAUUUAUUAGAUAGUAUCUUAAAAGAACAAAUUAUGUUGGCCGGAAAAAGUACUUUUAUACUGUAAUUAUGGUAAAAAGUUAUUAUAAGUGCGGUUAGUAAUUAUUACAUUAGAUGAGAUUAAUGGUGUGGAGAACUUUGACAUACAUCUGUAGUAAGUAAAGUCAAGCGGACUAAUAUAUAUUCUAGCUAAUUAUCGUGUUUACAUGAUAUAUCCGAAAUCACGAGAGAAUAUAUUGACAAAUUAACAAGAAGAUAUUAUUAGCUAGAAUACUGAGAAGUUAUCUGGAAAAAAUAGUUUGAAGGGUGUAGGGAACUGGAGUCUAUAGAUGCUGGAUCUUGGACUUGAGCGUGGAUAAUGUUGCCAACAUACUAAAAAAUGCCCCAUUUAUCUUAAUCCUAUCAUGUUUUACAUGUACGUUGACAAUCUUAAAAAUUUAGUAUGAUGUAUAGUUUGCAAACCAAAUUCUACCACCUCUCCUCUAGCAUACUUCAUCAAUCAAAAAUCUUUUUUGUUUUAUAAGGUUGUCAUAUCUACUUAUGUACCUUAGUUUAUCACGUAUAGAUCGGUGUAAUUUAUAAAAAGUUAACCAAGAAUUUGUAAAUAUAAAGUUUACAAACUCAUUAAUACAUAUUGAAUAACGAAUUAUUGUAUCCAUUAUGGUGUAAUAUACACAAACCCACAACCUACAUAUAUGUUCCAAUUUUUAUUUUUCUCAAACUUAUGUUUCAUAAUCAAAUAAAUCGUCUUACUCCUCCAAAAUAGUGAGUCAAGGAGCUGAGGUAAAUUUUUCACUAUUGUGUCAUCUAAUCUACCUCUUUGUCUUUGAUAACAAUCCUAUGGGAUGUUUGUUCCAUAAUAAACUUAGGGAUCUAGU
This is a messenger RNA of Linum trigynum, 3672 nucleotides long. The record is from the annotation of a GenBank genome assembly. NCBI's taxonomy places the organism in Eukaryota, Viridiplantae, Streptophyta, Magnoliopsida, Malpighiales, Linaceae.